Messenger RNA from Tripterygium wilfordii, 2238 nucleotides. RefSeq names its product protein SEEDLING PLASTID DEVELOPMENT 1. Lineage: Eukaryota; Viridiplantae; Streptophyta; Magnoliopsida; Celastrales; Celastraceae. The transcript is spliced from 9 exons. The coding region runs from base 1 to 2049 and encodes 682 amino acids. The record is from RefSeq and is a predicted model, not a curated record. Gene Ontology annotation, molecular function: ATP hydrolysis activity.
AUGCGAGCUUUGAAUUCGUGUGUUCUGCUCAUUGAUCUACACAGCUCGUGUUUCUCAAGUCACAAGCAAAUACCCAUCUCAUCCAAUCUAAUCUCAUCGUCAUUACGUCGAGCAGGUCGUGUGCAGAAGCGAGUCGCGCCGUCCAGGGUCUUGGCACCGUCGAUUCCGGCUCCGGAAAUUCGGAGGCCGUUUGAAUGGCGGGAGCAGACGGAAUUGUCCAAUUCGGCUUCGACGUCGCGGGUCACGGAGCUGGAGGCGUUCCUAGAGCUGCUGCCAUGGAGGAUGAGGAAGGAGCUGUUGGUACACCGGGAGAUUGGGAAUUUGAUUGAGGUGGUGAUGGACCUGGGCAGGAAGCCAUUAGCGAGGUUUCCUUCAGGCGAUUGGAUAAUAUUGGAACAGCCCGUGAGGGACCAGGAUCUAAAGCACGCAGUAUCGAAGGUUGGUGAUUUUUCAGAUGACAAUCGUUCGGGUAUUAAUAAUUCUUUACAUCGCAUAAGUGCCAUUCGGAACCGUAAGAUGCAAAUUAUUGGGCUCACUUGUCGGGUAGGUCGAACUGUAAGUGGCAGCGCUGCAAUCAUUCGUGACUUAGUUGAGGAUGGAGGUUCUAUUUUGGUCAUAGGUCCUCCUGGAGUGGGCAAAACAACCUUAAUCAGAGAAAUUGCGAGAAUGUUGGCAGACGAGCACAUGAAACGUGUUGUCAUUGUAGAUACAUCAAACGAGAUAGGAGGUGAUGGAGAUGUCCCUCAUGCAGGAAUAGGUCGUGCUAGGAGGAUGCAAGUUCCCAAUGUUAAUAUGCAGCAUAGUGUUAUGAUUGAGGCUGUGGAAAAUCAUAUGCCUGAGACCAUCAUAAUUGAUGAAAUUGGAACAGAGCUUGAAGCAUUAGCUGCCAGCACUAUUGCUCAGCGAGGAGUCCAGCUUGUAGGAACGGCACAUGGAGUAACGAUAGAGAAUGUAAUAAAGAAUCCUUCUCUACAGAUCCUUGUUGGUGGCAUAGAGAGCGUAACUCUCGGUGACGAGGAAGCAAAGAAAAGGAAAGUGCAGAAGACAAUUCUUGAAAGGAAGGGACCUCCUACGUUUACAUGUGCUCUUGAGAUGAUAUCUAGGACUGAGGUUCGUGUUCACCACAGAUUAGAUGCUACGGUCGACGCCAUACUAGCAGGAAAACCUCCUUUGUUCGAAAUUCGUCAAAUGGAUGCUGAAGAAGAUUGCUCUUCAGAUUCUACCCAAGUACUUCAAAAUAACUAUCCAGAAAAAUCUGGGUUGACAAUUAGAAGAGACAAAAUUGCUGAAAUAGAGUAUGAUGAGAAAGAUGAAGACCUCCAUCGUCUCUAUCGUCUCAUGAAGCAUGUCAGUGGUAUAUCUGUAAGCAAAAGGAGCUCUCCACUGAGUGUGUAUACUUGCGAGAUUCUUGAAGUCGAUCUGUUACAAGUGGUGGCAGUAAUGGGACUUGAGGACAAAAUAGGUGCAACCAAUGACCUUGAAACAGCCGAUGCAAUUCUAGCAUCCAGCUCUGAGUUGAAACAAAAUCAAUGGCUUCGUGGAGUAGCAAAGUUCUACCAGUUGCCCAUAUUUGCUAUCAAGUCAAAUACCAUGGCACAAAUGGUCAAGGCAGUUCGGAUGAUUCUUGGAAUGGAAUCCUUUAGCUCUACGUCGAAGCAGCCAGAAAUUUCCCAUGACAUUGAGGUCGAGGAAGAUGCACCUAAAAGAAAACCUACUCUUGAAGAGCUUGAUGCCUUAGAGGAGGUUCGACUUGCAAUUGAGUACAUUGUAAUUCCCGGUGGAGAGCCCGUGGAGCUUCUUCCUAGACGCUCUGACAUCAUUGCGCGGCAGCUUGAGCUUGUGAAGACUUAUCAGUUGGCUGCCGAAAACUCAGGUACUGAGCUUAGCCCGAGGUUGCAGAUUCUUCCCUUGAGAAUCAACAAGAAACAACCUUCUUCUAAAUCCGCGGCAUCUAGUUUACCAUCGGAAAAGGAAAAUGGCUCAAAAUCAUCAGUAACCAGUGGCAGUAUUGGCACAACUGUAACUAGACUGCCCCUCUUACCUGAAUAACAUGAUCAUGUGUGCAGUUGAAAUCUUUAUCAUUUUAUGUAUAUCAAUGUAAAUUAUGUAUCAUCUACGUUGUAAUUCUUUAAUCCCAUCAAAUGUAAAUUAUCAUUGUCCGAGCUACACAACAAUGAGGGAUCGUGUAUGGUGAUGGUUAUCUGAUGUGCAAUUAACAUCAGUAAAUUGGUUUUAUAA